Messenger RNA from Hippopotamus amphibius kiboko, 665 nucleotides. Its product is annotated as histone H2A type 2-C. The coding region runs from base 31 to 420 and encodes 129 amino acids. The transcript has a single exon. Gene Ontology annotation, molecular function: protein heterodimerization activity; structural constituent of chromatin; DNA binding. The record is from RefSeq and is a predicted model, not a curated record. Lineage: Eukaryota; Metazoa; Chordata; Mammalia; Artiodactyla; Hippopotamidae. Gene Ontology annotation, cellular component: nucleosome.
GCUUUAGGCGUCCUAGCUCAAUUUUCAUACAUGUCUGGUCGUGGAAAGCAGGGAGGCAAGGCCCGCGCUAAGGCCAAGUCGCGCUCGUCCCGCGCAGGCCUACAGUUCCCGGUGGGGCGGGUGCACCGUCUGCUGCGCAAAGGCAACUACGCCGAGCGGGUGGGGGCCGGCGCGCCCGUCUACAUGGCGGCGGUCCUCGAGUACCUGACCGCCGAGAUCCUGGAGUUGGCGGGCAACGCGGCCCGAGACAACAAGAAGACGCGCAUCAUCCCUCGUCACCUGCAGCUGGCCAUCCGCAACGACGAGGAGCUGAACAAGCUGCUGGGCAAAGUCACCAUCGCCCAGGGCGGCGUUUUGCCCAACAUCCAGGCCGUUCUAUUACCAAAGAAAACCGAAAGCCACAAAGCCAAAAGCAAAUAAAUCCAGACAAAGUAAACCAAAGACCAAAGGCUCUUUUUAGAGCCACCCAAGUUUUCAAAAAAAGAGCUAAUGCGCUAUUUGGUGAUCAGCCCUUCCUUUGACACUUUGGUGGCUCUUAAAAGAGCCUUUGGGGUGAAUGGGGGUGGAGUCGAGCCUCCUAAUUACUUAUUCUUGCCAGGCUUGUGACUCUCCGUUUUCUUGGGCAACAAAACUGCCUGGAUAUUGGGCAAGACGCCGCCCUGGGC